Henningerozyma blattae CBS 6284 is the source of this 1410-nucleotide messenger RNA. RefSeq lists its product as uncharacterized. The record is from RefSeq and is a predicted model, not a curated record. The coding region runs from base 1 to 1410 and encodes 469 amino acids. The transcript has a single exon. Lineage: Eukaryota; Fungi; Ascomycota; Saccharomycetes; Saccharomycetales; Saccharomycetaceae.
AUGUCCCUAGAACAAUUCUUGGGAGAUCCAACGUUGGAUGUUAAUGGCAUAUCUGAUAACAAUAUGCCAAUUGAUUUAAAUUCAAUUACUAACACAACAAGUUUGGAUUUAUUAAAACAACACGCACCUAAUUCUAAUGCCGUACGCCACUCAUACCAUAAUAAUUACGAAGAUAUGGGUGAAGAAAAUGAGAGUAAUUAUCAUACUCGCCCAACAAAUCAAUUAUCGGGCCCGCCAUAUAUUGUUAAGUUUUCUAAUUUACCAUCCAAAUUUAGUGAUUUUGAAAUUAAUGAUUUAUUUGAAUCAAAAUUUACUCGUUUUAUUAAAUUUAAACUUUUCUGGGAGUUGAAUAAAAAUCCAUCAAUUGAAAUAUUGAAAAAUGGUUCCAAAUUUGAUCAAAAUUUUAAAAGAUCUUCUAAAGUUGCAUUUGUAGAGUUAUAUUCGGGACGUGAUGCUAUGAAAGUUUUAACACAUUGGUAUGAACCAUUAAGAGAUUUGCAUGAUAUUAUAGUGAAGCAAGCUGAUUUUGAAGAUUUCAAACAUUAUGGAGAGAAGUAUCAACUUUUAGAUUUGAAAAAUAAUCCAAUGGAUGAUCCAUCUAAACCUUUUGAAAAUUUAGAACGUGAAAAUGUAAUUGAAAACAAACGCAUUAAUAAUAUAACACAAUCAUUAAAUGGUCUUCAACUAGAAAGUUUAUCUCAUGUGAAUAAACCUAUAGAUAAACCAUUAUCCUACUCACAACUUAUUUCUAAAAACUCUAAUGAAAAAACAAAUAAUAAGGUGAAUAGUGAUUAUCUAAAUCACACUCAUAAAACUGAAUACCAAGAUGUUGAAAAUAAUGAAGAAUAUGAAGUGAUGAAAAGUGAGGAAAGUAAAGAAAAAGAGAAUAACGAAUUUAAAGAGCUUGAAGAGCUUAGAGAACAUAAAGAAAACAAAGAGAAUAGGGAGAAUAAAGAAAAUGUAGAUGAAAACUUGGAUGAGAAUAAACCAAAACAAUUUGUUUUUAAGAAUCCAGAAAGAAAGAGAACAACACAUUUCAAUUCAAAUAAGCAUUAUCGAGGUAAAAAGCAAUAUAAUGAUGGUAAUAGAAACAAUGAUUCCUAUAGGAGAAAUAAUAAUGAAUCUUAUAAGCAUAAUGAAUCGUAUAAAAAUAAUAAUGAAUUACAUAAAAAUAAUGAAUCAUACAAAAGUAAUGUAUCGUAUAAUGAUACUGAAGCAUCUGCUUCACCUACCUACUCAUUAUUUAAACCUGCUAGCAGUUUCUUAGGUGGAUCAAAUAGCAAUAAUACAUCUGAUAACCAUAGAGGAGGAAAUAGAGGCGGUAGAGGCGGCAGAGGUAGAGGCGGCAGAGGAGGAAGAGGCAGAGGCGGCAGAGGAGGCUACAGAGGAGGUAGAGGAGGUGGCGUAUAG